Paralichthys olivaceus (Japanese flounder) is the source of this 906-nucleotide messenger RNA. It is a transcript of the gene cldc1, whose product is annotated as C-type lectin domain containing 1. Lineage: Eukaryota; Metazoa; Chordata; Actinopteri; Pleuronectiformes; Paralichthyidae. The record is from RefSeq and is a predicted model, not a curated record.
AGGAGGCCGAUCUGUCUGGAAGAUUUGCGCAAUCUGUACUUUACGUUCUCUUCUCUUGGUACACAAAUUGCUCUAUAAAACACCCAGAGGGCAGAGAGAGAGAAGGAGAAUCUGUGAUGUCCUGCAGGUUGACAGCCAUAAUGAGCCUCAUCAAACCCACAGGUGCCAGAGUCCACGUCCUGCUCUCUGUUUUAAUCGGCCUGUUGGUUUUUGGAGCCGUCGCUCAGGCCGCAGACAGUCCAGAGGAUGAACUGGUCACCCUGAGGCUGAGAUUCGACUCUCUGAAGGAUCGCUACAGACUCCUGUGUGAAAAUUAUUCCGACCUGGCGAACAACUGUUCAGCACCAGUGCUCAACUGCUCUGAGUGUCCUGCAGGGUGGUUUCAGGUGGCGGAUCAGUGCUUCCAAAUCAGCACUGACAGACAGGACUGGUUGACCAGUGCAAAUAUCUGUGCACUAGGAGGCAGGCAUCUUGCCAUUUUGAACACAAUGGCACAGCACGAAGCUGUGGAAAAAGAGAGCAGAAGGAUUGGAGGGUUUUACACACACUACUGGAUUGGACUGACUGACGUAGAGAAAGAGGGAGAAUGGAAAUGGGUGGACAACUCAACACUUGAAAACCCAUCUUGGAACAUCCUGAAAUCAGAGCCAGACAACAACCUGUCCGAUGGGCCUAAGGGCGAGGACUGUGCUGUGGUGGACAGCCGCUCUCAGAGCUGGUACGAUGUUCCCUGCUCCUACAAGUAUCCUCGGAUCUGUCAGAUGGCUGCCACCCCACUCCACUGACACCAACCUUCACCCCCAUCUCCAGUCAUAUGCAGGGUCACUCAUGAAAGAGGCUGAUUUACUCAGGACCCUGUUUUAUUUUAAGUAAUAAAGUAUAAUUUUCUGCUACAAAUACAAGAAA